Talaromyces stipitatus ATCC 10500 is the source of this 1128-nucleotide messenger RNA. RefSeq lists its product as uncharacterized. Bases 1 to 888 code for a protein of 295 amino acids. The transcript is spliced from 2 exons. Lineage: Eukaryota; Fungi; Ascomycota; Eurotiomycetes; Eurotiales; Trichocomaceae. The record is from RefSeq and is a predicted model, not a curated record.
AUGGCUAAACGAAGGCAGCUACCUACCAUUGAUCAAAUUGAGAGCAAGCUAGGAUACAAGCUUGACUACUUAGAUAAUGUUGAUGACGAUAUUCCCACAUUUUACUCCGAUCUUACGCCCGUCCCCAACAGCGCCUACGAGCGGGCUUUAAGGGAAUUUGACGUAGCCAGGAAGCAGGAACUUAAAGGAGCAGAUUCAUCGCAUGGACUUCCAAUUCUAGGUGCACCAAAAACAUCAUCAAUCUUCUUCAGACUGCCGAGAGAGCUCCGUGAUAGAAUCUAUAUGUUCUCCAUCCCUAGCUGCGAGUGGACGCUGGGAGAUGUUGAUCAGUUUAAUUCGACCACUUUUGCUGGGGCUUUAGGCGAUCCAACUGGCUUUUUCUUCCCGCUGAAUAAGGAUCUCAGCGUCCUCCUGGUCAACAAGCAAAUACGUCAGGAGGCACUUCCUAUUGCGUACCGCAAAACUUUCUUUCGUCUGGAUGAUAUAGACGAUUUUAUCAAAGUCAUUAUCUCUAUCGGGCAGAUCGGGCGAGCAAACAUUGAGUCGGUGGAGUUCUCUUGGGAAAGCCGAAGUGACCUCUCUUACCAAAUGGGCAAAUACCUUGAAUCCGACGAUAACAAUUCUCAUCUUCCUGCCCUCCACGUGCUGAGAUGUGUUCAACUCCUGAAGGAAUGCCGCAGGCUAGCAUUUCUCCGCCUUUAUUUCGAACCCGACUUGAUAUCAAACAUGUCGAUUGCUAGCUUUCAGGCUGACCCUGGCAUCCGUGAACUCUCUUCUGUUCGAGGAAUUCGUAGGGUGGAAAUUGGAACUGCUGUUUUCGAGCCACUAGACCAUUACGACUUCAUCAAAUGGCUCAAAGGAAAGAUGGAGUCCGGAAGUAAUACGUAGGACACGUGAUAUGAUACGAAAGUGUAGGAUGAUCAGUGACCUAGAGAUUCAUACUUACCAAGCGCAGCAUGGAAGCAUCACAUUACAGAUUCUUUACAGCUGUCGCUCUUGAUAAUUUAUCUACUUACAUGGCUCGAAGUAUAAAAACUUUUGUGUAGAUGUGACUUAAAUUCGAGGCUAUUCCGGAGAUGACAAGACGAUGUGCCCCCCCCACCCGCUCCCCGAAAAAUAUACCAAUAA